CUCAGCGCCUGCCUACGCCCACCAAGUUAUUCUGACCAUAAGAGCUGGAUCGCAGUCAGUCACACAUCUGCUGGGAGCGAGGCUGAAUACGCAACAACAAGCUCGUGUUGAAAUGUGACAUCGGCUGACUGGGACACUCUCGAGAUGUACCGAACAAUCCUGGUGACACUUGCAGUGCUGCUCUGCUCUUCAGCCUUGGUAAAUGGAGGGAAAGUCUUGGUGUUCCCUGUAGAUGGAAGCCACUGGGUCAACAUGAAUGUCAUCAUCGAGGAGCUUCACUCCAGAGGCCAUGAAAUCACUGUGUUGCGGCCAUCAGACACCUGGUACAUCAAGCCAGAUUCCCCGCACUACAAGUCCAUCACUAUAAAUUCCUCUGCUGGUUUUGAUGCAAAACACUUUGGGGCAUCUGUUACCAAAAUGUUGAACCUAAGGCGGGAAGGUGCUUCACUUUGGACCCGUAUACCUCAAGAGUAUGAACUGUUGAUCACUUUCUAUGAGAUGAAUAAAAAACUGCUUGAGAUGGUGGGGGAGAUGUUUGAGAAUACAACACUGAUGCAGAGCCUCAGCGAUGCCAAAUAUGAUUUGGUUCUGACAGACCCUGCGACUGGUGGAGGGGUGCUUCUCGGUCACCGUUUGGGUCUUCCACUUGUCUUUAAUGUGAGGUGGACUAUUCAGGGUGAGGGGCAUCUUGCAAUUGCACCAUCCCCACUCUCUUACGUCCCAUUACCAGGGACAGAGCUCACUGACAAGAUGACAUUUUCAGAGCGGAUCAAGAACAUUCUUUACUAUUUCUUUACACGUUUCCAAAUUUGGUACGUCACAGAACCAAACUACAAACCUUUUGUCCAUCGUUACUUUGGCAGUGAUGUAUAUUACAUGGAGCUGUUCCAAGCAGCAGACAUCUGGCUGAUGAGGAACGACUUUACCUUUGAGUUCCCCAGACCCACAAUGCCGAAUGUCAUCUACAUGUCAGGAUUUCAGUGCAAACCGUCCAAGCCUCUGUCCAAAGAACUGGAGGAUUUUGUUCAGAGCUCUGGUGAACAUGGCAUCAUUGUCAUGACACUGGGAACCUUGGUAGCCCAACUUCCUGAGGACAUCACUGAGGACAUUGCAGCUGCUUUUGCCCAACUUCCUCAGAAGGUGAUCUGGAGGCAUCAAGGCAAAAGACCGUCCACACUUGGCAACAACACAUUGCUCGUGGACUGGCUGCCUCAAAACGACCUCCUGGGUCACCCCAAGACCAGAGUGUUUGUAGCCCAUGGAGGCACCAAUGGUAUACAGGAGGCCAUCUACCAUGGGGUCCCUCUUGUUGGCUUGCCCCUCAUGUUUGACCAGCCUGACAACUUCUUCAGGAUGAAAGUAAGAGGUGUGGCCAAAGUCCUGGACAUUGCAACUGUGAACAAAGACAACUUCCUGGAGGCGCUCAAAGAGGUACUCUAUGAACCGAGCUACAGGGAGAAUAUGAAGAGGCUGUCCAACCUGCAGAGAGAUCAGCCCAUGAAACCAAUUGACCGUGCCAUGUUCUGGAUCGAGUUUGUCAUGAGGCACAAGGGAGCUCCGCACCUGAGGACAGAGUCUUACAAGAUGUCCACGAUCCAGUACUACUCAAUCGAUGUGAUUGCAUUUCUGCUGGCAAUUACUUUGCUGGUCUUGGCUGUUUUUAUUUCUACAGUAAAGUUUUUGUGGAGGAGAGUGUUUUCUAGAAACAAAAUCAAAAAAGAGUGAUGAAUGUGCUGCAAGGACCCUAUUUCACAUUUUUUGGAUCCUGAUUUCAUGUAAACAACAAUAACAUUUCUAAACUGCUCUAUUCUGUGUGUGGAUUCAUGAUCAUGUUAUAAACAGUCUGUCACUAGUAUCCUAACACACUUGAGUGUGUGGCUGAAUGCACUUACAAACCUCAUUUUGUCUAAUCACCUCAGUAAGAAGGUCAUGUUUCUGUUUUGCUCAUUCAUUUAUCUGUUUUGUUAGUGAACAGGAUAUCUCAGAAAUGUAUGAAUAAUUUACAAAGCAAUGUAAAGCUUGACUUUAGCCAAGUAAUCAGUUCUUUUAAUGACUUUGUAACAUUCCAGGAUUUUUUUAUAUUUUUUUCUUAUUUUUAUAAAUGACUGCACUUACUGUAAUGAAAUAAAAUAAAUGUUACACGAACUGGUA
Molecule: messenger RNA, 2151 nt
Organism: Lates calcarifer (barramundi perch)
Lineage: Eukaryota; Metazoa; Chordata; Actinopteri; Centropomidae
Product: UDP-glucuronosyltransferase 2A2
Exons: 2
Coding region: 145-1725 (526 amino acids)
Molecular function (GO): UDP-glycosyltransferase activity
Source: RefSeq, a predicted model, not a curated record